Molecule: messenger RNA, 1047 nt
Organism: Odocoileus virginianus texanus
Lineage: Eukaryota; Metazoa; Chordata; Mammalia; Artiodactyla; Cervidae
Source: RefSeq, a predicted model, not a curated record
AGUCAUGUGAGUGAGUCUUAUGCACCUUUGUAUCCCCGCAGGACUUUGUGUGGUGCUUGGCACAUCAUGGGUGCUCAAGCAGCAUUGAUGGCACUGAAUGGACCCAAAGAGACACCUACAAAGGCACCGCCUCUGACUGGUGGGGAUUGACAUCCACCCCGAGGCGAUGACAAGCUACUCUGGUCAGGGCUGGAGAGGUUGUCCUGUCAUAAAGCCCCCAAAGACAUGAUGUCACACACAGACACCACUUGUGAAAGGGAGGGGCUGUGUGCUGGACUCCUGGGUGUAGCUGUGCUUCAGUGCCCUUCUCAGUGUGGGAGCCGGACGGGAGGCGAACAGGCUUCCUGCGCACUGAUACGGUCAAAGGAUACUCGGCAGAUCGCUCACAUCCUCAAGGUUGGUAGAUCUGACUGAAAAUGGUGUUUGGUCUGUGCAGCCAGAGAGAGAGGCUCUAUAGUCUCCUCUAUGCAAUACAAAUCUUCAUUCUUACAGGCGUGGCAUACUACUAUUUUCAGGGGUCUGUGGGGAAAACAGCCCCUGCCCAUGAGAUUGCUGUGGAGUCAUCACAGCCCAUCGGGGAGACCUUAAGGCCAGUGUGGGGGCCGAUGGAUAAGUGCUACCCCGUGACCACUCAGAGACGCAGAGUCAGGAGUGGGAAGAAGCAUGACUCUGAGGCCGUGACUCCCAAGGCAGCGGGAGGACCGAACGAUGCUGCCUCCAAGGAGGAGACUGCUGUCUUGUCUAGGGAGGAGGUGGGGCCCCCGGGGGAGGAAGCAGCCAGCCUCAUUCCUGGUGCAAAGGGGGUGACGGAGAAGGAAGAGGUGGCAGGAACCCCAGGAUGGCAGGAGAACAAGAAGGCCCAAAAGGAGUUGGCCGUGUAUGUUUCUGAGGCUUCCGAGGUGGACAUCAUGGAGGAAAGGCCCGGGGGCUGGGUCCCCCAGCUCUUGAGGAAGCUCUGGCUGGGCUGGUUCCCCGCCUCUGACAUCCCGAAGACUCAGAGCCACGAGUGACACUGUGUCCAAUAAAACCACAGCUGAUGCUUCUGCA